AUGAAGUCCCUGGUCCUGCUUUUCCUGCUGUCUGUGGGCGCAGCCACUGCUGCUGUCUCACCCCGAGCCGUAUGGGAGCUUCGCAGCAUGAUCAGAUGCACCAUCCCAGACAGCCAUCCUCUGCUGGAAUUUGCUGACUAUGGCUGCUACUGCGGUUUGGGAGGCAGCGGCACACCAGUGGAUGAGCUUGACAGGUGCUGUCAAGUACACGAUGAGUGCUACUCGCAAGCAAAUAAACUAGAAUCAUGCAGAUUCCUCGUGGACAACCCCUACACGGAGAUGUACAGCUUCAGCUGCUCCAACGGAAAGAUUACGUGUAGCAGCAAAAACAACGAGUGCGAGACGUUCAUCUGCAACUGUGACCGCGCUGCUGCCAUGUGCUUCGCUAAGGCACCCUACAACCCCGAGUACAGCAAGCUGGACACCAAGGAAUACUGCAGCUAG
Eurypyga helias (sunbittern) is the source of this 444-nucleotide messenger RNA. It is a transcript of the gene PLA2G1B, whose product is annotated as phospholipase A2, group IB (pancreas). Gene Ontology annotation, biological process: positive regulation of fibroblast proliferation; phospholipid metabolic process; lipid catabolic process. NCBI's taxonomy places the organism in Eukaryota, Metazoa, Chordata, Aves, Eurypygiformes, Eurypygidae. The transcript has 4 exons. Bases 1 to 444 code for a protein of 147 amino acids. The record is from RefSeq and is a predicted model, not a curated record. Gene Ontology annotation, molecular function: phospholipid binding; calcium ion binding; signaling receptor binding.